This is a messenger RNA of Schistosoma bovis, 1433 nucleotides long. NCBI's taxonomy places the organism in Eukaryota, Metazoa, Platyhelminthes, Trematoda, Strigeidida, Schistosomatidae. The record is from the annotation of a GenBank genome assembly.
GUUUGAAACUGGGGUCUGUAGUACUUGAUCUGUUAUAUUUCAGUGACGAUUUUGUGAAAAAUGUCCAAUUUUGCCAAUCUUAUGAUCACCACAAAUGCAUCAAAAUUAAGAUCUGAAAAACGUUAUCCGCUUGAUAUAACUUUGGGUCAAUUGAAGGAGAAGCUAGUUUUAAUUACAGGUUGCGAUAACCGUACAAUGAAAGUAGAGUUGUUUGAUAAUGAGGAUAGAUCCUUGGGUCAAUUAGUUGGUGAUGAUAAACCACUUUAUGAUUUCGGGAUUGAAAAUGGGAUGCACAUUCAUGUAGCAGAUCCUACGAUACAAGAUGGAGCAUACGAUCAAGUUGAGGAACCGGUUGAAACUUACCAAAUAUCCGCUGAGGAGUAUGCAAAACGUGAGGAAUCAGUAUUGGCAUGGAAACGGCGUAACAAAAUUGGGCAAUUUCGAGACGUUGAUCCUGAAGAAAAGAAACGGAUAGAAGAACAACGUCAAUUGGCUGAAUUUCACGAAAAACAAAAUGCUGAAUCAUUAUCUAUAGGUUCCCGGUGUGAAGUUCGAAUUCCUGGUCAGCCGACAAAGCGAGGUGUAAUAGAAUUCGUUGAAUCCAAUUUCCCAACUAUUCCUAUUCUGAUGAUAUCCAUCCGUUUGUCAAGUACACGUUUAUGUACUUAAUUUCCAGAGGAUUAGUAGUAUCACCUCAAUUAGCUGAAAGUUGAGUCCUUUAACUACUAAGUUUUCACUCUCCGCUUGCACUAUCAAGUGUAAUAUCAUACUUUAGACUGUUUAAGGUAUAGUAACGACUGACUAGUAGAGAUAACAAGCUUCCUCUGAGUAAAGAACAUAUUUACGUACCUAAAUGUAAAGGUAUUUAACUUCAAAUUGUGAAUAAGUAAAAAUAAGUUGAGGGUCAAAGUAAUUAUAUCCGUCAUUUCCCACUGAUAAUCGGUCAUCCUGACGGGUCAAACACUCCGAUGAUAGUUUCUAACGUGAUUUUGCGAAAAAUACUUUGGCAGUUAUAGACAAAGAUAUUGAGCUUCAACUAUUAAUGUGUUUUGAGCAUCUAUUUUUCGGCAUCUACCAUUUACGCUAUUUAUUAUCAUGUGUAAAUAAUUGUAACAGGAUUCAUCUUUUAAAUUAAGUAUUUAGAAUUUUAAAAACCGAACAAACGAUAGAUGUGAAAUGCUUCAAAAUAUAUGCCUAACGCCAAGCGAUUCCAUUUUGCUCUUUAAAUCCAUAACUUUUCUUUUCUAGAAUUACGCAAGAUCCUAGUGUUAAGUUGAUCUUGAAAACAAUUCAAGACCUUCCUGAAUAAACUUGGUUUUCAAUCAUAGUAGAAAUAAUUCCAUAAAAAAUAUUUAAUAACAACUAUUUAGAUUAUAGGAAACAUUUUAUUUAUUUAUUUAAACACAUAAACAUUGGUACAAGGAAGCACCGAU